AUGUCAAGUCGAGCACCUGUAAUCGCGUCUGUUGAAGACGUUGACGAGCUUGGGAACGUUAUUGCAGGAACCGGCCGCUACGCAUCCUCAGUUGCCCCGAGCAGCCCCGCCAAAGAGCAGCCCAACACCGGCCGAGCAAGACGGGAUAAGCACAGGAGAGGUUCUUCUUCACCGAUAACGACCAGCGUCGUCACCGACUCCGACUCUACGCUGCACCCAAGGAGAGACUCUCUCAAAAAGCCCACCAACAAGGACCGCGAGAAGCCGGUCCCGAGCAAAAAAGCCCUCAUGGCUGCCUCACGCCCGUCGGUCAAGCACUCAAAAACGGCGCAGGGUAUACCGAGGGACAUGGAGGCCGCAUACUACGGCGUUGAUCCAACUGUCACCCCCGCUACCAGUCGGCCCCGCGCCCAAAGCAGGCCGGCGAGCUUCUACGCCAGCGGCGGGCCCCCACGCCCUCCACCCGCAAAUGCCCGGUUCUACGCCAGCCAAACGCCCGGCCCCUCUCUACCGACAUCGUUUCCCCCUCCUUCGUGGAUCGGCCCCGGCCCCGGCCCCGCCCCCGGACCAGGCCCCGGACCAGGGCCAGGUCCAGGACACGGGCCAUCUCCGUUCGGGCCGCCGCCGCCGUCAUCAGGCCCUGUUAUCAUGCAUCAUCACCAACCUGGGCCGCCCCCGCCGCCCCCGCCCUCCGACUAUUUUGCUCGCCCUCUUGAGUCUCGCUUUGGUGGUGGCGGCGCCGCUGUCCGACCUCAAUCGUCGAUGGGUUUUCGGCCGCCCCCGCCCCGCGCUAUCGAGUAUGAUGACUACGAAGACACAAACGACAAGUCACUCGCCCGGCGACCAUCGGCGACCCGCAAAGUGUCCAAACAUGACGAUGACAGGAGAGCUAUGCCUCCACCGCCGCGCCGACCGGCAUCUGCUCGCCCGAUUGCACUUGCUUUCCGUCCUCCUCCGCCGGCGCCCGCCCGGCGGCACGAAUAUGAUGACCAUGAUGAUCACGAUGAUGCUCUAUUCCACGAAAUCUCCCCGACGGUGUCAGGGAGCUACGACUAUCCGAGUCCACUUGCUUUCCGGCAGCCGCGGCAAAGCUUUGGCGCUGAAGCCGUGUACGAGGAUUACCGCACCAUAGUCGCGGCCGGAAAAGGCCGGCGUAAUUCGUACUAUGGCGGCAACUCCGGUUCUUCUGGGAGUGCCUACGAGGACAAGAUCCGACAGGCCAGUCGUUAUCAGGACGACGUGGGCGCCACUUCACAUCUGCCCUUGACCGCAGAGAGCCUCCGGAAGGCGGGCCGGAGCGGCACCAGCAGCAGGUCUACCCGGAGCUCGGGCAGCCAAGACGAGAGCGACUACAGGCAGUCGGCCACCACUCGCACGACAAGGUCCACUGCGCCGGGGCCCAAUAACGACGAGGACGUCACCAUCAAGGUGAAAGGCAGCACCGUGCUCAAGUUCGGCAACACCGAGAUGCAAUGCCGAGACGGGGCUGAAAUCAACAUCAUCUCGAGGAGCGGCGGCGGUGCUGAGAUUCGUGGCGCUGCCGACAGCGACAGAGCCAGCUACAUCGACCAGGAUGACCGCCGGACGAGGGUCGACAUUCCCCAGUCUCGCGCCCGCGCCGCCUCACGCGCCAAGUCACGUCCUCGGUCGUUCUCGCGCCCAAUCUCGAAAUAUGACGCCACACCUAAAUAUGACGGUAUGUCUCAGUACGAUGCCAUGUCCAAGUACGAGCCUUCAAGGUACGACGUGGGCCCUGACUACGAUCCGUAUCCUUCAUAUGCCCCGGCCCACGCCCCGCCCCUACCACCCCCAUAUCCCGAGUACCCGUCGUCGCUUUCUUCGCGGCACGGGGAUGGGUACUUUGGGGCAUGA
Dichotomopilus funicola is the source of this 1872-nucleotide messenger RNA. RefSeq lists its product as uncharacterized. Bases 1 to 1872 code for a protein of 623 amino acids. The transcript has a single exon. The record is from RefSeq and is a predicted model, not a curated record. Lineage: Eukaryota; Fungi; Ascomycota; Sordariomycetes; Sordariales; Chaetomiaceae.